Molecule: messenger RNA, 1479 nt
Organism: Cadophora gregata
Lineage: Eukaryota; Fungi; Ascomycota; Leotiomycetes; Helotiales; Ploettnerulaceae
Exons: 4
Coding region: 1-1479 (492 amino acids)
Source: RefSeq, a predicted model, not a curated record
AUGGACGAAAAACGACUUCUUCUUCAACCCAACGUUCGGGUUGAGUAUAGAUAUCAGAUACCUAGCAUCAGGCUCAGAGCAAGACAAUGUCUUCUGACAGCGUUCGUCUUCGUUGUCACCUGCUUGAUACUGAUCAGGGGUUCUGAUGACGAUAUUCCAGAUGAGCGCUCAUCAGGUCAUACAAUUGAAGAGUUCCAAAAAUGCUCGGUCGACAAGUUCUUGUCAACGGGUCUCCCAUUUCUGGACUCUGCAUCACCACUACCCAUCUCAGAAUAUGUUGAGCGAAGAGACAAUCUUGCAAGUGCGCUCGUAGCGGAUGGCGUUGAUGCAUUCCUUGUCGAACCUGGAUACACUUUGCAGUAUUAUGCCAAUAUCAGCCAAAAGGACUGGGAAGUCUGGGAGCCCGAAGAGCGACCGUUCUUAAUGAUCGUUCAGCCACUCAUAAAUGAGAGCUCUGGAGAGAUCAAAGCCGUAACGCGAUUUCUUGCCCCAAGUUUUGAAGUAGAGAGAGCGAGAUUGUUGGGCAUGCCGUUUGUAGACCAGCUUGACUUCGUUCCUUGGGAAGAACACUGGAAUCCUUACGAGACCCUUUCGAAGUCAUGGAAGACGCCCGGAUCAUUCGAGAAGGACUCCAAGCCCAAAAUAAUGGUCGAUGAAGAGAUGAGAGACUUCAUUCAGAGGGGACUGGGCGAGAAUGGAUUUGAAGUUGUUGGUCUUGGCGGUGAGGUUGAAAGGGUGAAGCAGACGAAGACAGAGCGAGAGGUUGAGAUUGUGAGAGCUGUUAAUACGGGCACUGUUGAGGCUUUGAGAGCGAUGCGAACAUGCAUGUAUCCUGGCUUGACUGAGAAUGAGGUUAUGCAAGUGCUGGACAACACUCUCCGUGCUGCAGGAAUGGAGCCAUUCUUCGACAUUGUACUUUUCGAUGAGAACGCCUCAAACCCACAUGGGGGAACGAAUGGUAGCAAAGUCUUGGAGGCAGAGACAUUCGUCCUCAUCGACGUUGGAGCUCACCUAUACGGCUACUCUUCUGAUAUCUGCCGUACCUUCUUCCCACCAUUCUUCCCAAAACCUAGCACCACGGCGGACCUCGAAUCACUUUCCCCGACGAUGCGCGAGAAGCUCUCAGUCUGGGAUAUCGUUCUCGAAGCACAAACUCAGUCCAUGCAUGCCCUACAUCAAGGCAACAGUGCAGCAUCAGUCGACAUCGCCGCUCGCAAAGUCAUCACAGACGCAGGAUACGGUGAGGCGUUCACGCAUCGUGUUGGUCACGGGAUUGGGAUCAAGGCUCAUGAGAGUCCCUAUUUGAAUAAAGGGAAUGUAAACGUUACGCUUAGGGCUGGGAUGACGUUCACAAGCGAGCCGGGGAUUUAUUUGGUGGACAAGUUUGGGGUGAGGCAUGAGGAUAUCUUGUUGGUGAAAGAGAAUGGUGAGCCGGAAAUCCUUACAGGAACAAGGGCUGUUGGGCCGUGGGAUCCUUGA